This is a messenger RNA of Prorocentrum cordatum, 1142 nucleotides long. The record is from the annotation of a GenBank genome assembly. Lineage: Eukaryota; Dinophyceae; Prorocentrales; Prorocentraceae.
UUUCCGACCCCAUUGCUCAGAGCUUUUGCCUUCCAUCUCCCGUGGGGUAUUGUGGUUCAGAAGGUGCGAUUCCACUUUCUCCGCUGGCCAGGCGCCCAUGGGGAGCAAGGGGCAUUCUCGCGACCGCCGCGAUGCUCGCCGUGGCCGGGACUGCUCUGGUGUCGGCUGGCGCGGUCAUCGGGAGCAGCGCGUCGAGAACUUGAGGCGCCAACUGGCGCGCGCGGACCCCGAGCUCGCCGACGUGCACCGGGAGAAAAUUUUCACGUGUCGCCAGAAAGUGCGCUGUGCGAUGGGCCAGCUCCUGGUUGAGGCGAUGAAGUCCACGUUGGAGGACGUGCUCAAGGACAUGCGGGGCAUGGUUGAGUCUGGACGAUCCCCCCGCGGAUGCUGCUUUCCUCCCGCGCCGCCGGAUGGGCGUGCUGAAGGCGGGCGUGGGGCGUGGAGGUCAAAGAUAACGUGACGGAUCUGCGGGGGGCCGCGACUUUCGCGGAAGUCCAAGCUCGACGACGGUGUGCCGGUCAGAAUUUGGACUUUUGUCCUCGCUGAUUGGCAGCGACGCGGAGAAUUUGCAAAGACUCCGACUCUUCCAGAUACGAGGAUGUCUUGACAUCUUGGAUUAGCCUGCGGGUUACGCGCGCGCAAGAAGCUCACCAGAUUCAAAGGCUAGCGGACGAAAUGGUUGCCGUUCCACUUUUUUGACGAUUUGGGGCGCCAGUUCACUGCCAAUUCGAUCUGGUCGGCGGGACCAGCUGCGGGAUCAGCACUGCUCUCCUGGGGGCUUGGAGGUAUCGGGCGAGCGGGGUUCCGAGUGAUGCGCGCAUGCGGGCGCGUUGACUGGUCUCUGUCUCUCUCGCUCGCUCUCUCUCUCCUCCCCCCCUGUGCUCCUUUGAUUUCUCGAAGCCCCUGUGCCCCCGUGAAUUCCCGAUGCCUGUAGAUCGCCCUGUGCAGCUAUGAUUGCCUCCCGCAGAGGGGGUUCCUCGGGUCACCUGCGCUCAUGGCCGGGGAGCUGGCUGCGCAGCCUUGCGUCAUGCGAUGGUGAAAAGGCACACCGCCAUCGGACAUGCUCUCUCUCUCUCUGGCUCGUUCUCUCUCCCUCUCUCUCCAUCUCUCUCUCUCCCUCUUUUCUCUUGUCUCUCUCCCUC